Messenger RNA from Lodderomyces parapsilosis, 672 nucleotides. RefSeq lists its product as uncharacterized. NCBI's taxonomy places the organism in Eukaryota, Fungi, Ascomycota, Pichiomycetes, Serinales, Debaryomycetaceae. The record is from RefSeq and is a predicted model, not a curated record. Bases 1 to 672 code for a protein of 223 amino acids. The transcript has a single exon.
AUGUUUAGAGGUACAGUGAGGAAAACUAUUCCUUUAGUUGCAUUUGCAGUAGGUGCAGUUGCGUUUCCCAAAGAUUGGAGAAAAGGUCAAUUUGCCACUGAUCGUAAACUAAAUCAUAUCAAUGACGCAGUCAUUCAACAAAUUGAAGCCACUGAUGAAUUUAAGAAACUUGCAUCCAACCCCAAUGUCAAACAUUACACAUCAAGUAAAUCAUUUCCUGAACAGCAUCGCUCCAACUAUAUAAACACAGGCAUUUUAUUUGGACCUGAUUUGAUGGAAAUUGAUCCACUUGUAUUUGUCAAUGAAUCAACUGGGGAAUUGACCAGUUUCUAUCAUUUAGGGGAUAAGUUGAUUAGUCAAGACGGACAAAUCCACAACGGAAUUAUUGCCACGAUAUUGGAUGAGGGCUUAUGUUCAGCUGGUUUUAGUAAACUACCUUCCAAAAGAGGCGUUACCGCUAGUUUACUGAUUGAUUUUGAAAACCAAGCUCCACCUCAAAGUACAGUUGUGUUGCAUUCAAGAGUUAAAGAAGCCAAGGGUAGGAAAGUUGUUAUUGAAGGAUAUUUGGAAACUUUGGCAAAUAAGGGGAAUAAACCAUUGUUGAUUGCUAAAGCCAAUUGUGUACUUGUAGAGCCACGAUGGUUUAAGUAUUUCGCAUGGUUGCAAAUAUAA